Nakaseomyces glabratus is the source of this 573-nucleotide messenger RNA. It is a transcript of the gene PTH4, whose product is annotated as Pth4p. Gene Ontology annotation, molecular function: peptidyl-tRNA hydrolase activity; translation release factor activity, codon nonspecific. The record is from RefSeq and is a predicted model, not a curated record. Gene Ontology annotation, biological process: mitochondrial translational termination. Gene Ontology annotation, cellular component: mitochondrial large ribosomal subunit. Lineage: Eukaryota; Fungi; Ascomycota; Saccharomycetes; Saccharomycetales; Saccharomycetaceae.
AUGUUGUUUACUAAAGUGCUAUAUCGCCGGGCUGACCGGUUCGCAAGCGCACGGCAGUGGGUUCGGGAGCUGCGGGUCAGUGACGUUCCAGUUAGUAUAUACAGAGUAAGGUACGACAGGUCUAGCGGGCCCGGGGGACAGAAUGUGAACAAAGUCAGUACUAAAUGUACGCUUACUAUUCCUGGGAUCUCCAGAUGUGAGUGGUUCCCUUCUGAGGUUCGGGGUUUGCUCACCAAAGGGGUAUGCGUGGCUAAUCCUGAUGAGUCGAAUGCCAAGCAAAUUGUAGCAAGCACGCUAUCGGGGCGACCCUCCAGUUACUACUAUCCUGCUAAUGACAAAUUUAUUGUAAGAGCCGAUGAGACACGGUCAAGGGAACAAAAUAGAAGACUUUGUCUCGAUAAAUUGGUCAGAGAAAUCCAGGAUACAUGCCGUUUUCCUGGUGUGGAAAAUGAGGCAACAGUAUCGAAAUGGGAUAGCAUCAAGAAACAGACAAAUAAAAUACGACUCGAAGGGAAGCGCCAGGUUUCCGAGAAGAAAAGUGCAAGGAAGAAACCAAGACUCGACCUAUACUAA